AAACAAGAAGCAACACGUGUUUUAUUGCCCCAGAACAACAUCAAAUCUUCAGAACCGACAAGGGGCUGUUUCGUAAUUUAAAAGUGAGAAUCCUAGUGCUAAAUGAUAACAACUAGCUAGGGUUUCGCAUGCUCCUUUCUUUAUGGUGGGAAAAAGUUGGUAAUUUAAUGUUUAUCCCAUUUCUUCAAGAUACGUGAAGAAAGCCUGCAUCAUUUUCAAUUCAUGUGCUUUACUGUAAUUAAUUAAAUACCCAAAUACAUUUCUCUCUCUCUAUCUCUCGACUCCCUGAAGCUAGUAUAAAUUGGUAAGUUAUUUGUUGAGAAGUAAUUACGUUGGAGUGGCAAUGGAGAAGAUAGAAGCGCCAGAGUUGAGACUAUUUGAUAGUAGUGAGGAGCUGUCGUCAGGUCUUGCUGACUAUGUGCUUCAAGUUGCUGAAUCUGCUGUGAAAGAGAGAGGCUCUUUUUCUCUUGUUCUGUCUGGAGGAGACAUACCAAAGCGUUUAGGGAAACUGACCAAGGCACCGUUCUUGAGAGUAGUGGACUGGUUGAAAUGGCAUGUUUUUUGGGCGGAGGAGAACGUAGUCGCCAAGCGCCACCCUGAUAGCUUCUAUUGGCAAGCCAAAGAAUGUUUCAUCUCCAAGGUUCCUUUACUGCCAGCGCACGUUAUCUCAGUGAGUCACGGUGUCUCGGGGGAGUCAGCGGCCAGUGGCUAUGAGUUCUCCAUCAGACAACAAGUGAAAAAUCGAACGGUUCAAGUAUCUCCAUCAAGCGACUGUCCCAGAUUCGAUCUUGUCCUCCUGACGUUAGGUUCCCACGGCCACGUGGCAUCUCUUUAUUCUAAUCACCCGGUGUUGGAAGAAGAUUCUCAGUGGGUUGCUUGUGUUUCUAAAGACGCUGCAACGGAAAGCGUGACCCUCACUCUCCCCGUCAUCAAUGCCGCUGCCAACGUGGCGAUUGUGGCGUCGGGUAUGGAUCUGGCGCGUCCUUUUAUGGAUGCAAUGGUGGGCCAAAAGCCCAUUAGAUCACACCCAGCCAAAAUGGUCUCGCCUCAGCAUGGAAACGUCGUUUGGUUUGUGGAUGCUUCUGCUGCUUCCUUGUUCCUACGUGGCAAUGAAGUGUUUGCCACGUCAGCAACCUAGUUCAUUUAUUACCUUUGUUAAUUAUUAUCACCUAGAAAGAGGUAUAUAUAUUUUUUAUUUGGAAAAUGUUAUAAAUCAAUUUGAAGGGAUUCAUAGACAUGCAUCUUAUGUGAUUUUCCAGAUCAUGAGACCCAAGCUCCAGUCAACCAAAUAACAUUUGUGUGUGAUCGUAUUCGGAAACUAAAAUUGCUGUUUCAUGCAAAAGGAGUUGGUUUCUUACGUAGAGUAUAAUACUCCAAUGAAAACCCCAAUAGGUAACUGAUCCUCUCAACAUCAUCAUCGGUUCAAGCUUAACUGCU
This is a messenger RNA of Durio zibethinus, 1437 nucleotides long. RefSeq names its product putative 6-phosphogluconolactonase 2. The record is from RefSeq and is a predicted model, not a curated record. Gene Ontology annotation, molecular function: 6-phosphogluconolactonase activity. NCBI's taxonomy places the organism in Eukaryota, Viridiplantae, Streptophyta, Magnoliopsida, Malvales, Malvaceae. Gene Ontology annotation, biological process: pentose-phosphate shunt; carbohydrate metabolic process.